This is a messenger RNA of Caenorhabditis briggsae, 2010 nucleotides long. NCBI's taxonomy places the organism in Eukaryota, Metazoa, Nematoda, Chromadorea, Rhabditida, Rhabditidae. The transcript has 8 exons. The coding region runs from base 1 to 2010 and encodes 669 amino acids. The record is from RefSeq and is a predicted model, not a curated record.
AUGCAAGUCUUAAAAUAUCGCUGGAACCGAAUUUUUCUGACAUUUUUCCUCUUCUUUUUGCUCAUUUUUUCCUUCUCUUUUUUAUCAAAAAAAACGAAUAAAAAAGGACGAAUUGUGAGAACUGGUCCAUUGAGAAUUCGAACGAUUCAUAGUGAUCGAAAUAGAGAGAAUGCUGGGAAUGGAGACGCAGAGAAAAAUGGUAUGAAGGAUUUGUUGAAUGGAGAGAAAUGCAACAUUCCAAAAUUAGACAUCAAUGGAUCAGAAGUUAUUGAUUUUUUCCAUAAAACUGCUCCAUUGAAAUGUCAAAUUCCUGGAAAUUUUGAAAAAGAUUGGGUCGUUUUGGAUAAAAAUGGAAAAAUUCGAUUUUCGGAAAAACGAAAAUCAGCGAAUUGUCAAAUGCAAUAUUUUUGGAGAAUCACUGAUGAUGAGAAUGGAUAUGGGGAUACGGUAGAUAUUAAAGACGGCGACACAUUCGAUGGAGGUGAUUUCGCCAAGGUCACUUGUUAUCAAGGAUUUUCCAAAUGGACCACUCUACUUUGGACAGUUACUGAGAAUCAAAAAAGACAUGAGAGAGCCAGAAAAAUGAGAAAAGAAGAGGUGGAUCCAGAGAAAAAAGCGUAUAAUGUGUAUUUUUUGGGAUUCGACUCCUUGUCUCAAAUGUCAUUCCGUCGAAAACUUCCAAAAACUGUGGAUUUUCUGGAAAACACUCUGGGAAGUGUAGUUUUGAACGGUUAUAAUAUUGUUGGAGACGGCACACCACAAGCAUUUAUUCCAAUUUUAACAGCACAAACUGAAACUGAACUUCCUUUAACUAGAAAGCGAUUUGAGGAGUCGAAAUAUCUAGAUGAGGUUUAUCCGAUGAUUUGGAAGAACUUUUCGGAUGCAGGAUAUGUGACGAUGUUUGGAGAGGAUAUGCAUGAAUAUGCCACUUUCACCUACCGUCUCAAGGGAUUCCGUCACCAACCAACUGAUCAUUAUCCGAGAACAUUCUUUAAAGAUGUGGAGGAAAGAGGAGAUAGAACUUGUAUCAAUGGACAAGCUAUUCAUAAUAUCUGGUUCAAAAACUGUGAAAACUUCAUGCAAAUAUAUCAAGAUGUUCCUCGAUUCCUUCUGAUGCAUCAAGGUCUUCUAUCCCACGACGACAUCAAUUUGGUAGACGUAGAAGACGUGGAUCUAUCAGCCCAUUUGAAACAUAUGAAUGAAUUGAGAAUGUUUGAUGAUUCAAUUGUCAUUGUAAUGGCUGAUCAUGGUCAUCGAUUCGCGAAAUUACGAGAAACACAUCAGGGACAAUUGGAAGAACGAAUGCCCUUCUUUUCCAUUUCAUUGCCAAACGAAUUGAAAAAAACGGAGAAAGGCAAGAGGAUGGAGAGGAACUUGAGAGAAAACGCGGAGAAACUAACAAGUCCAUUCGAUAUUCACGCAAGUCUUCUGGAUAUUCUGAAUCUCUCCGCAACGUCUUCUGAUGAUUUCAACCAAAUGCAAGAUGCUUCUGAAAAACGAUCCCUCUCCGUUUUUCGACCGAUUCCAACUGAUCGAACGUGUUCUCAAGCUGGUAUUGAACCACAUUGGUGCACUUGUUUAUCCUGGAAAAAUGCUCUGGACACCGAGGAAGAUAAGAAAUUGAGUGAAAGUUUCAAUGUUUUUUCUCCAAAAUUUCACAUUGAUAUUGACAAGAAUAUAGCAACCGUAUUAUUUUCCAGAAUUGCCACUGCCGUUGUCUCCGAAUUCAACCGAGAGCUCUCCGUAGCCCGAGAACUUUGUGCUCCUUUAAGCCUAUCGAAAAUUCUGGAUUCCAAGAAAUUGCUUCCCGAAAAAGAUCUGCUCGCCUAUAAAAAUGUCAAAGAUCGUGAUGGAUUUGUGGCGGAUCUAUCCGGAGACACGACACCAGCUUUUGCCCAUUACCAGUUGAAAAUAGAAACUGUACCUGGAAAUGGGAUUUACGAGAUAACCCUGUUUUAUGAUAUGAUUCAAAAUGAGCUGAAAAUGGAUUUCGGGCAAUUAGUCAUGUGA